This is a messenger RNA of Toxorhynchites rutilus septentrionalis, 1700 nucleotides long. It is a transcript of the gene pch2, whose product is annotated as pachytene checkpoint protein 2 homolog. Gene Ontology annotation, molecular function: ATP binding; ATP hydrolysis activity. The coding region runs from base 97 to 1383 and encodes 428 amino acids. The transcript is spliced from 2 exons. Gene Ontology annotation, cellular component: nucleus; chromosome. Lineage: Eukaryota; Metazoa; Arthropoda; Insecta; Diptera; Culicidae. Gene Ontology annotation, biological process: meiotic recombination checkpoint signaling; reciprocal meiotic recombination. The record is from RefSeq and is a predicted model, not a curated record.
AUCUAUGCGCGUUGCUGUCGUUAACAAACUGUUUCUAACGAACCGCCAUAAAUUGCGGGUUUUCGAUUUUUAUCAAUUAAAUAAAUCUCUUACGCUAUGGAUAAACCAGAACAGAUCAAUAUUGAAAUCGCCUGUACAAAAGGAUUCAACAAAAAGCUGCCACAUUCCGACCUGCAGCAGGCAAUCCAUUUGUAUCUCGCGGAAAAUAAAAAUAUUGUUAAGGACCAUGUUUUUCAUGUUAACUACGCACACGUUGAAAGUAUUAUGGUUUGUGACGAAAUUACGGAGAUGACCCCGCGGACAAAUUUGUGUCUAUAUACGUAUCUGCUGUCCGAAGGGACAGGCGAGGAAGAAACCGUCCAACAGGACGGAGACGAAGUCCAGGUUUCGAAUCAUUGGUUGCUUCCGGCCAGAGAAUUCCACGGUUUGUGGGAAAGUUUAAUUUACGAAGACGACCUAAAAGAAAAUCUGUUGAGUUUCGUGCAGACGACUAUGCUUUUCUCGAAGAAGAUGGUGAACGUGAAUCUUGUCGCCUGCAACAGGCUUAUUCUUUUGCACGGUCCACCUGGGACAGGGAAAACAAGCCUCUGUAAAGCAUUGGCCCAAAAGCUAGCGAUCCGAAUGACAAAUCAUUACACCCAUGCGCAUCUAAUCGAGAUCAACAGUCACAGUCUAUUCUCGAAAUGGUUCUCCGAGAGUGGGAAACUGGUGCAGAAGGUUUUCGGUCAGAUUCAUGAUCUCUGCCAAGACCGGUCCUCGCUGGUGUGCGUUCUAGUGGACGAAGUGGAAUCGAUUGCAUUCGCUAGGGAAUCAAUCUCGAAUAACGAACCAAGCGACAGUAUUCGAGUGGUGAAUGCGGUGCUGACGCAGCUGGACCGAAUCCGAAAGUAUCCGAAUGUGUUUGUGUUGGCUACCUCGAAUUUGACCACCAGCAUAGACAUAGCGUUUCUGGACCGGGCCGAUAUUGUGCAAUUCAUUGGUAAUCCCACCGUGGCAGCGAUUUACGAAAUUUACCGAUCGGCGUUAGAGGAUUUGCAAAAUGUGGAUAUUAUAAAAGAUGCGGAAGCCCUACCGACUUAUUUGGAGGCGAAUGUCGACACGGUUGUAAGCAAUAAUAUGAAAAUUGUGUCGGAGCUGAGUCUGGGAUUGAGCGGAAGAAGUUUGAGAAAGGUUCCUUUUCUAGCUCACGCUCUGUUCGUGAAGCAGGAAGAAACGACGCUACUUAAAUUUUUGAGUGCUAUGAGGAAUGCCAUUCGUAGGAUGCAGAAUGAUAAACGAAUGCUGGGAGCUGAGAAGCGACCAUCGAGUAUACCUAACGCAGAUUCUUCGGCUUGUGAGAGCAGUACUAGUAGAGGGGUUGAUAGUGGUGUUGUGAGCAUGUAGUUGCUUUGUAGUUUAAUAAGACAUGUGUAGGAACAAAUGUAGGCAAAUUUCAAAUGAAAUGAUCCUGAAUAGAACACAAUCAAUAUUUAGCUCUUAAUAUCACCAUUAAACAUGCCAUGUUAGCAAUAAAGAAUAAAUGAUGUAUUUCUCGCAAAUGUUAUAUUUUCUUACUAGCUGACCCGGCAAACUUCGUCCCGCCCAAAAUUUGUUUGUUGUUAUCAAUACCUUCAAACAUUCAUGUUUUCUUACUAUGAGCAAGCUCAUGGGUCCAAUCGCAGGACUGUUCAUUGAUUGAUCUUCUAUUCGACCCCGUUGAA